GACACAGAGCUGCUUCUCUCCCAGAAGCCAUGAAUCUCAUGCUGACCUUCAUGAUAUGUGGGUUACUAACUCUGGUGACCAAAGCUGGCUGGAAUGUUGAAAGAUGCUGGAGGUAUAACAUAGGACACUGCAGAAGACGAUGUUUGCAUGUUGAAAGGUACAAACUUCUUUGUAUGAACAAGCGAGCAUGCUGCAUUCCCCUAAGCAGUGAUGAUCCCUACACUCAAUGGCCACUACCUCCUGAAGAUCAAACUGUUGGAAUGAAAACUCCAGAUUUUCGUCCUGUUUCCCCUGGAUCUGAGUUGGAUGAUCAGAUAACAAUUACGGUGACUGUGGAUCAAGAAAGCACAGGAACUGAGCAGGAUAUUGAGGGGACAGCAAUUUCUUUCCAGGCUUCAACCCCUAGUCCUGAGAACAUUGAAGAUACAAAGUUUUCUGAUAAGGCUAAUACACUAAAUCUACAUAAGCUUUAGGACUAUUAUCCAGGGAGCCUGAUCUACUGAUAUUUUUCACUGGGGUCAGUUCUAUCAGAGAUUAGAUGACAUGGAAAUGGAUAUGAUGCUACUGUCAAGUCAAGAACCAAGCGAGUUCCUUUACAAUUAGUAAUGUGUAGAGAGAAGUGUAUAGAAGAUACAGGGAUUCUUUGUAUUGGGCCGAAGUUCUUUUUCUGUUUUCCUCUAAUACACUAAUAUAUAUGUGCUAGCAUUUGGUCUCAGGUGAUAUUUGUGCGUCUAUGUCUUUUUCCGUAGUAAGUAAAUAAAUACUACAUUUUGGAGCC
Phacochoerus africanus (Common warthog) is the source of this 778-nucleotide messenger RNA. RefSeq names its product defensin beta 125 (gene DEFB125). Gene Ontology annotation, biological process: innate immune response. Bases 30 to 473 code for a protein of 147 amino acids. The transcript has 2 exons. Gene Ontology annotation, cellular component: extracellular region. Lineage: Eukaryota; Metazoa; Chordata; Mammalia; Artiodactyla; Suidae. The record is from RefSeq and is a predicted model, not a curated record.